Messenger RNA from Paramecium octaurelia, 770 nucleotides. The record is from the annotation of a GenBank genome assembly. Lineage: Eukaryota; Ciliophora; Oligohymenophorea; Peniculida; Parameciidae.
AUGAAUAUGACAGUUAAGCUAAUCAGAAAAUCAAAGAAAUAGUAUAUACACUCUCUUAAACAUGAUAAUGAAAGUAAUAAGGAAUAAUGUGGACUUUAAUUGUUAUCUGAUGAUGCAUUUUAAUCAAAAUAAAAUGUUGAAAACUUAGUAUACGAUAACGACUCAUCCCCUUAGAGUAGUUCAUUCAAUAAUUGUACCAUUAUAAGCCAUAUUUAGCAGUUGGUGAUAUAACUGAAAAUUUUGAAAGCGUUUAUUCGCAUAAAUUGAUGAAUAAAAAUCAUUAACAGAUAACCAAAGCCUCCAAUGACUCAAAAAACAAAUUAAUACGCUAUACUGUUAAAAGAGAGAAGGAUAUGAAACGAAAAAAAUAAAAGAAUAGAGGAAAAUAAUUUUCAUAAGAAGAAGAUUAAAGAUUAUUGAACUACAUAUUGAAGAAGGGACCAAAGUUUCACAAGUUUGCUCGAUAUUUUCCAGGAAAAUCAACAAAUAUGUUAAAAAAUAGAUAUUAUAAAUCACUAAGAUUUGUAUGGGAUCAAGUACUUGGAAGGUAUGUCAAUCCUUUAUCUUUUUUUAGUUAAUAUUCAUACAUGAAUGCCCCAUCUGAAGAAAUCACACCAAUCAUAGAACAAGAAUCCCCUAUAUUCAUGUUUGAUGAAUUGAUUUAACUGAGAUUGUUUCCAGAAGCUGAAGACUUAAUGUCCAAUUUUAUUGGAAAUCUAUCCUAAACAUUUAAUGAUCUUCACAGCAGUUUUCCUUCAGAGGAUAAUUGA